AUGAGCAACCAACUCCCCAGCGCAACCCCAGACCCCUCCAACAAGGACGGCCUACGAUACCCCAGCAAUGGAAAGACCAUCUACCACAGACCUCUUAAUAGAACCAAGACAGCUGAGCUGAGCCAAGCUAGCUUUGCGUAUCUGUUUGGUGAGAUGGUUACGUAUGCGCAGAGAAGAGUCAAGGGUAUUCAAGAGCUGGAGCAACGUCUUAACGUCCAAGGCCAUUCCAUCGGUCUAAAACUCCUCGACCUCCUCCUCUUCCGCGAACCAGUCCGCACACAAACCCGACCGCUAGGCAUUAUUCAGCUUCUACAUUUCAUCAAGCAAAAUAUCUGGCAACACCUCUUCAACCGUCAAGCAGACCGACUCGAGAAAUCCGCCAACCCUGAAACACCAGACGAAUACCACAUUAUCGAUAACGAGCCCUUAGUCAAUCAAUACAUCAGCGUGCCCAAGGAAAUGAGCCAGUUGAACUGCGCUGCGUUUGUGGCGGGUGUUGUAGAGGGUGUUUGCGAUGGAGCAGAUUUCCCUGCUAGAGUUACGGCGCAUACCGUUGCAGAGGGUGACAUGUGGCCUGGCAAGACUGUGUUUCUCGUCAAGUUUAGACCAGAAGUACUCGAGAGAGAGGGAUUCUUGGGGAAGAAUUAA
Messenger RNA from Fusarium coffeatum, 648 nucleotides. RefSeq lists its product as uncharacterized. Lineage: Eukaryota; Fungi; Ascomycota; Sordariomycetes; Hypocreales; Nectriaceae. Gene Ontology annotation, biological process: endoplasmic reticulum to Golgi vesicle-mediated transport. The coding region runs from base 1 to 648 and encodes 215 amino acids. The transcript is spliced from 2 exons. The record is from RefSeq and is a predicted model, not a curated record. Gene Ontology annotation, cellular component: TRAPPII protein complex; TRAPPI protein complex; TRAPPIII protein complex.